UCGAACCUGCCACCACUGUCAGUAUAGCAAGCGUCUCUUUAGCGAGCCAGCUGACCUCUCCAUCGAGGGAAUCAUCGGAAACGGAAAACUAUGAAGUUUGAUGACAUUCUUACUCACCUUGGUGAGUUCGGGCCGUACCAGAAACGGAUAUAUGUGCUGGCAUGCAUCCCCGCAAUAUCGGUAGCAUUCCAGACCCUCAUACCUGUGUUUUACCUGGCUAUUCCCGACAACAGGUGUGCAGUCCCUGGCCUAGCCAAUGAUACCUACAACAGUCAGGGUAGCACUCACGACAUCAUCAUCAACACAACCAUUCCCUGGGAACGUGAUGACAAGGGUGUUUCCAAGUUGUCAGAGUGCAGCGUGUACACUAACCUGACAGCGGGCAACCAGACACAAGAGUGUACAUCCUGGGUGUACGACAAAACCACCUUCACCUCCACAGCUCUUGCGCAAUUCAACAUCGUAUGUGGGAACAAAGGAUGGCGAGCCACCUCCAACUCCAUCACCUUUGCGGGCAGCCUGGUUGGUGCAAUAUUCCUUGGCCUAUUGUCUGACCUGAUUGGCAGAAAGAAGACGUUUUUCUUAAGCAUAUUUUUCCACUGCGCAUCUAGCAUCAGCAUUGCUUUCGCCCCCAACAUGGUGGGCUUUAUUGCCCUCAGGUUUAUCAACGGUGUCUCUAGCACUGGAGUCUUCAUGACCUCCUUUGUCAUUGGGAUGGAACUUGUCGGGCCCUCCAAAAGAGUACUCGCUGGAAUUGUCAUCGAACUGUUCUGGUGCCUCGGCCUGUUCAUCCUGGGAGCCCUGGCUUAUGCUCUACGAGACUGGCAACAUCUACAACUGGUUGUCUCUGUGCCGCCCGUACUUAUGUUAUUCAUGUGGUGGUUUAUUCCCGAGUCUGCAAGAUGGCUACUGUCACGUGGGAGGGACGCUGAAGCGGAACAGAUUAUACGGAAGGCGGCAGAAGUGAACGGCGUUGACCUUCCCCCAAAAAUAUUCGACAAAUCAACUCUGGAUCUGAACCAGCCUCAAGCAAGGGUGUGGGAAAUGUUCACUACGCCAGUUCUCCUCAUAAGGACUUUGGUCAUAUUCGUGAAUUGGUUUGUAGUCAGCAUGGUGUACUAUGGUCUCGGACUGAACGUACAAAACCUCAGCGGAGACAUCUACCUCAACUUCACCAUCGCUAACAUCAUGGAGACUGUAGCUUACGUCCUAUGCAUCAUCCUGCUCGACCGUACCGGAAGGAAGAACCUGCAUUGUGGGAGUAUGAUGCUGGGUGGUGUAGCGUGUCUGCUCACCAUGUUUCCGGUCAUGUAUGGCGACAGCUCUCACGCCUGGAUUACCACGACACUGUCAAUGAUUGGGAAACUUGGAGCUUCUGCAGCGUUUGCCAUCAUAUACGUAUUUUCUGCCGAACUGUUUCCGACUGUUGUCCGUAGCUCCGGAAUGGGCGCCAGUUCCACAUUUGCACGUGUGGGCGGAAUUGUCUCCCCUUACGUCGCUGACCUGGGCCUCCUGGUGGGUGGGGAUCUGAAGGUAGCGCUUCCAUUGAUUGUUUUCGGAGCCGUGAGUGUUGGUGCAGGUCUACUUUCACUUUUACUUCCGGAAACCCUGAACCGAAGGCUCCCAGAAACCAUCGACGAUGCGAAAGUGUUUGGAAGAACGAACAGCAAGACGGAAUACUAUCUUGAUACUUUGGAAGAUGCGGAUGUGGACAAAGUAAAUUCAUUCAAGAAGAAAGAGAGCGAGAAAUUCUAAAGAACAUAAUCAUUUGAAAAGUAGAAUAUCGUUACAUAUUUCUGUUGACAUAAAUAGAAAACAUAUUUACUUUCCCUCUUUGACACAAGUAUUAUGUAAAAUGUUUUCUAUCAUAUUUGAAUUUACUGAACAUAAACGUCCUAUAUUUGAUUUUCACAAUUUAUUCUUAAUUUAUUUACAAGUUUGAUUAGUGUGCUAAGAGGGCUUAUUAAAGAUACUAAUAUGUAAUAAUGUGAAAUAGAUCAUAAACCGAAUCUUUGAGAGAGGUAAAUUAAUGUAAGCCGUAACUUGACAAGAUGGAACCUCUGAUUUGAUAUACAUGUAUGUUAAAGAAACAAAAUCAAAAGAAACUGUUGAUUGGACCAACACACAACACACGUAAGGUCCAAAACACAGCUCUGAUAUCACUAUCUGAUAUCACUAUCGAAGUACCGUUUCUUGUUUGUUUUACUUUCAACCACCGUAAUAUAUGGGUGUAUACUUUCUUUUGUCCGUCAGUGUAGCACGUGAAGCUUUGUUAAUGUGCAUGUAACAAAUCUAUCAAUCCUUCCUGGAAUAAACAGUUUCACGAUUAGAGUGUAAAGUUAGUGAAUAGGCCAUUGUUACCACAGCACGAGGUGAAGGAUUAGUCUCAGAACAAAGGGUAUACCGUGAAGGACUGAACAACAAUUGCUCUACAUCCCCGUUUUGUCUGACAUUGUCUUAAAGGCCGUUAAGCGUUCCUGCCUCUUACUCGCACCAUAUUUCCACUAUUACCAAAUAAUGUUAACAUAACCAGAUUUGAGCAGCACUAGGCAGAAUCUAUACCUCAUAAAAACUCAUACUUCAACAAUAUCUAUGUUUCCUUUAAAUGAAUCACUGUAAAAUAUAUCAUCCCCUACACGCACAGCGUGUAUAUAGUAUACUGUACCAACGUCGCUUUCUUACAUGAUUGACAUUUAAGAUAUUUUUAAACUAUAUGUUCCGCUCUUUAUAGAAAAUUCAAUAAAAUUAUUGUCAUAAAAGGUAGACGAUACCUUCA
This is a messenger RNA of Haliotis rubra (blacklip abalone), 2776 nucleotides long. RefSeq names its product organic cation transporter protein-like. Gene Ontology annotation, biological process: transmembrane transport. The transcript has 10 exons. NCBI's taxonomy places the organism in Eukaryota, Metazoa, Mollusca, Gastropoda, Lepetellida, Haliotidae. Gene Ontology annotation, molecular function: transmembrane transporter activity. The record is from RefSeq and is a predicted model, not a curated record. The coding region runs from base 91 to 1755 and encodes 554 amino acids. Gene Ontology annotation, cellular component: membrane.